GCACUGCGUUGUUCUUGACUGAAUGCAGAAACUGUCAUCGCGAGGCCGUCCAGGCUGAUUGGAUUAGUCGUCGCACGACGAAAAGAGAGACGCACCGAGGAAGAGAGAAAGAGAGAGAGAGAGAGAGACGAUCAUCGGCGGACGGUCGGCGACGUCGUCCGCGAGCGAGCGGGACGCGCGUCGGAUCCGCUCCAGAAGUAGGACUCACGAAAGUGGCGGGAAGACCUCGAGGACGAUGAGUGUCAGGAGACGUCAAUGACGACGACGUCGACGACUCGGACAGCCUCCAACACAGCCUCAUCGACGUGUUGAUGGGUACGGAACUGUGGGGAGAAUUCGCGCGCGACAAAGCUGCGCCGCUGGACAACGUACAGGAGCGCUGUGUGAUAUCUCCUUGACGUCAUCGGAUCAUCCGCGAGCGUCAUUGUUCGCCUUGGCGAACAUCCGCGCGGGACCUGACCGUCAGUCCCUUCGCCGUCGUACCCACUCUUGUCGUCGCUUCACCGUUCACCGUGCUUCGAAGAGGCGAGAUCGAGAUCCGCCGUCGAACGUCACGAAACGUCUUCGAAGUCAAUUGCCGGAUCUAAAGGCGCGCGCGAGCGCGAAUUAUCGGGGAGGAUAUCUCGUUAUCUACUCCGCCGCAGCUGCAUCACGAACACGUGUAUGUGUUUCGCACGCGUUAUCGAAUCGAUAGUUAUCACUCAGUGUGCGACCGGUGGAAGACGAAGAGAGAGAGAGAGUGUGUGUUUCAAGCGCAACGGAAUCCUAUAAGAACCAUCACGCGCUUGCAGGGAAUAUAUUCGCGUAAAGUUCUUCCUCGUCAGGGAAGUCCACGAUCGCACCGAUUGCUUCCGCUGACUUCAACGUAGUUCAGGGAGCUCGACGCAACGCUCGAGGCGGACGCGCAGAAUCGUCCACACAACGAACAGAAGCGAGCAGUAUACGUCUGUGUGUGUGUGUGUAUGUGUGUGUAAAAACCAUGAAACGUCAUUGACAUGACGACGAAAGGCGAAAAUAACGAGAAAGACCGAUAGAGACCGUCGAAGUUGGAAACAAAGGAAUUUGGUCAUCACGAGCGCGCGAGAUUGGUCGGACACGCAGCUUCGCUCGAUGCGCCGCAGCGCACGUGAGUCACCUCACACGUGCGCGCGCGUGAAAAACGUUGUAAGCGCGGCGAUCCGCCACACGAUUCGCGCUCCCCUCCCUCCCGUCCCUCCGCUAAUAGUAUCAGCUGAAGUUAACUGCGCUGAUCGAAAACUUGGCUGCUAUUACUCCGGACGAGUUCAUUCCGUAGAACUUAAAUUUACGGUUUCGUUCGCGCUAUUGUCACGCUCGAGAAGAAAACUCGCGUUUGGGGAAACGCCUGGUAAACAGCUGGAGUCAUAUAUUAAGAGAAAGACAGAGAGAAGACAGAGAGAAUCAUACUCGAGGACAUCGUUUUUGUGCAACUAGAAUUUUGCAGUGUGUCGCCAAUAGGUGAAGAAUCCGAAAGAGAGAUUUGAUAUUCUCAAAUAAAUAAAGGAAAUUCAACGAAGAUCAAUUUCUGAAAAGAAAAAAAAAAUAUAUAUAAGAAUAUCGGAGAACCAACUUAUGAAACAAGAAGAAAUGAACUUUUCCUCAGUCCGUCGAGAGAGAGAGAGAGAGAGAGAGAUAAAGAGAGUCACACUCGAGGACGUCAUCUGCGUGCAAUGAAUUCCGCGUAGUGACGCCAGUGACGAAAAUUCGAAGACUUCGAGGACUUUAUAUCUUCAACUGAAGGAAAUUUAAAACGAAGAACAAUUUUUCCGAAAAGGGGAAUAGAAUAUCGGAGUCGGUUUAACACAAUGAGAAAUUUCACUUUUCCUUAAUCACCAGAGAAAAAGAGAGAGGGAGAGAAACGCGGAAUUGGAGAAGAUUUCUAAAAGUAAAAGACAGCGGAUAUAAAGCGUCGAGAAUCGGCGGAAAUCGAGAGUGCGCGCGCGGAGAAAAUCACGGCGGCGCCGAGGUCAUCCUCACGGGGUACGCUCUUUCUCUCUCCUCGAUCCUCGAUCGAGGGCUCGUUCUCUCCCACCAUUCUUGGGCCGCCGUUCCGGAGUUGCCGGGUGCCGGCGCGACGCGCGCUGCGCUCGGCGGCAGUGCGCUGAGCGAGAGUGCCGACGACGACGCGAGCGCGCAGCCAGUACGCGGUGGCCGACAUGGCAGCGGACUACGACGAAAGCGAUCGUCGUCGUGCGGUGUGAUCGGUGUGGGCCGGAAGAGAGGAGGAGGAGGAGGAGGCGACGGCGCAGGGAUCGAGAGUGACAGACAGUGAGAAAAAUCGCGCGCGGGAAGGCACGAUCCGUCGCCGACGUCGUCGUACACACUACACAGAGAGAGAGAGAGAUCCAGGCGUUGCUCUCUGUUGUGCGAGGGAAGAGAGAGAGAGAGCACGCCGAAGUCGCGUCGAGCGCGCCGCGUCGCGCUCGAAAAUAGAACGUGCUUGCGAGAUUGCAAGAAGAAACGAACGACGCACGCACGCACGUACGUACGCACGAGUGCAGAGAGAGAGGAGGAGAGUGCGCAGCGAGAAAGAGAGAGAGAGAGAAGUGACUGACGGUUUAAGGCGGCUCGUAGAAUGUCGCGCGUGUCGCUCAACAAGUCGCAGUACAGCCAGUACGGCUCGCGCCGCGUCCGCAAGAUCAGUUCGACGGAGAGCGAAUAUUCUGUGGAAGAACAAACGAGAUUAACAGGAACCGAUGGACCAGGUGCGGAUGAGGCCUCGCCGGAGGACGAGGGUGGCUCGUUGUGCGAAUACCAUGACAUACCGCCCCCACCGGACGGUGGUUACGGUUGGGUGGUGGUAUUCGCAUCGUUUAUGUGCAACAUGAUAGUGGACGGUAUCGCUUAUACCUUCGGUGUCUUUCUGGGAGAAUUCGUUAAAUACUUCGGCGAAGGAAAGGGCAAGACUGCCUGGGUCGGCUCGUUACUUUCCGGGAUGUACCUCAGUGCUGGUCCAGUUGUGAGCGCUUUGACGAACAAAUAUGGCUGCAGGGCCGUGUGUAUGGCGGGAAGUUUCCUGGGUGCCGCUGCAUUUGUACUUUCGACGUUUUCGAGCAGUGUAAAUAUGCUUAUGGUGACUUACGGCAUUAUGGGAGGUGUUGGAUUCGGUCUGAUAUAUCUACCCGCGGUAGUUUGCGUAGGCUAUUACUUCGAGACUAAGAGGUCCUUAGCUACCGGUAUCGCUGUAUGUGGAUCCGGAUUCGGGACGUUCGCGUUCGCACCUCUCGCUACUAUGUUGCUGGAAGCGUACAGUUGGAAGGGGGCGAACUUAAUCCUGGCUGGCCUUAUAUUGAAUUGUGCAGUGUUCGGUGCAAUGAUGAGGCCAUUGGAAUACCCAAAAGCUUCGUCCGUUAAACCGUUGUUGCAACGGAUGGCCGAGGAGAAGAGAUUCCAGAUGGAACGGGGUAGUAUCGGCGGUUCAUAUUUUAUGGUACAACUGCCUGACGGUUCCAUGGAAAAAAGGAUGAAAAUGCCCAUCAAUAUAGAUCCCGGUGUUCACUCCAGUUUCAACCUGGACCAAUUAGUGCCUGGAACUCCUUUAACACCAGUUCCAACGGUGCCAACCCUCCCCACUAUAUCCGAAGUGAAGGUACAAGAGCACUCCUCCAGUGGGGCGACCAGCGAUAGUGGCAGUAUGGACUUGAAGAGCAUCACCAACAAAUCCCGAAGCAAGAAGAAUAUCGACGAAACCAAAGACACGAAAGAUACGACGGAGAAGCCCGAGAACGAGUUUAAUAAAACUGUACUCCCCAGGAACGCGUCGCAGCCCGCUUUUACGACCCACGUUCAGGGUCUGCCUAAAAACGGCUCCGUACCGUUCUUCGAUAGAAUCCGCAAGACUAGUACCGGCGAGCGCUACAAGCCCAGCCUCAGUGCGAUAAAGAACUCGAGAACGACGCUCAAUUCCAACGGGGACAUUCGCAAGAGCUUGCAUCUGAGACUCUCCACGAGCAGCGUGCUCGGCUCGCGCAACAAUAACGCUGAGGUCGACGAUGGCGAGAGUAUUACUUUUACUACCAGUAAAACUAGCAUCCCAAAGGAAAAGCCAAUGAUGGUCCGUCCCUUGUCGAGAAAGGACAUUUUCUACAGCGGUAGCGUAGUGAAUUUACCAGAAUACCAAAGCCAGAAGUCUCUCGCCAAUUAUCGUCAGAGUGUGAUCUCGCUGCCGAAGUCGGUGCGCGGCGACAUGAAAGAUGUCGACGUCGAGAAAGCGCCGCAACAACCUCUCUGUCCAUGCUUGGUGUUGCCAGACUCGUUUAAGGAAGCUUUGGCGACGAUGAUGGACAUGUCGCUACUGAAGGAUCCGGUUUUCCUCCUGAUCGGCAUCAGCAACGUGUUUGGAAUGGCCGGGUUGUAUGUUCCUUUUGUAUAUUUGGUGGAUGCUGCAAAAUUAGAUGGGAUCGAAAGCAAUUCUGCGUCUUUCUUACUGUCAAUCAUCGGAAUAACCAACACGAUUGGUCGUGUGGCUUGUGGAUACGUCGCUGACUUUCCGCAAGUGGAUUCCUUGUUGUUGAAUAAUAUCUGCUUGAUUAUAUCCACGAUCGCGGUAGCCGCCACGCCGUUUUGCCAUAGUUACGCUGCUUACAUCGUCAUGAGCAUUUUCUUCGGAAUAGCAAUAUCUGGGUACAUCUCGUUGACAUCGAUUAUCCUGGUGGACCUCCUGGGACUGGACAAAUUGACGAACGCUUUCGGCCUGUUAAUCUUAUUCAGAGGGGCCGCCGCAAUAGUCGGUUCGCCGUUGGCGGGUGCUGUUUACGACGCUACGCAAAGCUACAGUAUCCCGUUCUUCAUGGCAGGCUUCUUCUUUUUCGUCAGCACUGUCACCAGUUUCAUGGCCCCUUUUAUGAAACGGUGCACUACACCGGAGACUCAACCUGUGAUAUUAGAUACAUUGACUCCGAUUGACGAGGAUAUCGAGGAGGAGAACGAGGACGAUAUUCCCGAGAUAGUAGAAACCGCACCGUCACCGUUGGAACCACCCGAGAAGGAAAUCAAGCAAAUAGAGUCUGUUUUAUAA
Molecule: messenger RNA, 5035 nt
Organism: Dinoponera quadriceps
Lineage: Eukaryota; Metazoa; Arthropoda; Insecta; Hymenoptera; Formicidae
Product: monocarboxylate transporter 3
Exons: 12
Coding region: 2594-5035 (813 amino acids)
Biological process (GO): transmembrane transport; monocarboxylic acid transport
Molecular function (GO): monocarboxylic acid transmembrane transporter activity
Source: RefSeq, a predicted model, not a curated record